This is a messenger RNA of Heterostelium album PN500, 744 nucleotides long. RefSeq lists its product as uncharacterized. The transcript is spliced from 7 exons. Gene Ontology annotation, molecular function: transferase activity. Bases 1 to 744 code for a protein of 247 amino acids. The record is from RefSeq and is a predicted model, not a curated record. NCBI's taxonomy places the organism in Eukaryota, Evosea, Eumycetozoa, Acytosteliales, Acytosteliaceae.
AUGAUAAUAAUUACAAUAAUAAUCACAAUGAAUGAUAGAAAUAUAAUCAACAACAAUAAUAAUGAUGAUGUUGGUUUAGUUAACUUGGAUAAAGCUGGUGACUUAAAAUACUUUCAUUAUAGACAUAAAAAAAAAGCUAUGGUUUUUAUUGGUUUUGUGAUUUGUUUGAUAAUACUAAAGAUGACGCUAUCAAUUCAAUCACUUGGCGAAAUUAUAGAAGCUCAUGUGAUAGUUCGUAACCAUCCGAGUUUCAACUCGAACUACUAUACGGUCAAUCGUUUAGGUACUCAGAAGAUAUCAGAUAUGGUGGCAAUUAUGACGAAAAACUUCACAGAUCCCGAUCAAGAGAGUUACUUCCAACCACUCGGUAACAAGAAAGGAUAUACAUUGCCAAAAGGCUAUGGUAUCAGUGUAAAAUAUGAAAACUCUACAUACUACUUUACAGAUUUCACUACCAAUUUUCAGAAUGGAACUUCGAUAGAUGACAUGGGUUUCAUAUCUGCUGCAAUAGUAAAAGACUAUCGUUCGAUUAAAUCAAUACCAUCUGAUGAUCCAAAUGAUUUAAUUAAUCAACCAAUUGUUGCACAGCCAUCAAUCUUUAUGCAAAUAGCAUUGUUUGAAUUAUUAAAUCAUUGGGGUAUCACACCAUCGAUCAUGGUUGGUCAUAGAAAGACAACAAAAUUAAGAAUUAAAUAUAUCUAUAUUAUAUCAUCAAUUUAUAGCAUACAUUUAAAAAUUAAUUAG